AUGCAUAAAUCAAAUCCACUGGACAGUGGUUUUAUCUAUAUUCAUACACAUUUGAAAGCACUAACCGAGUGUGUUUGCCUAUCUAUCUAUCUAUCUAUCUAUCUAUCUAUCUAUCUAUCUAUCUAUUUCAGUCUUAUAAAAUCUAUCUAUCUAUCUAUCUAUCUAUCUAUCUAUCUAUCUAUCUCAGUUAGUUUCAUUAUCUAUUUAUCUUUUUCCGUUCGAUCAAUUCUGUUUAUCUAUCUGUUGCAGAUGGUUUCAUUAUCUAUCUAUCUAUCUAUCUAUCUAUCUAUCUAUCUAUCUAUCACAUCUGAUCAAAUCUAUCUAUCUAUCUAUCUAUCUAUCUAUUUCAGUCUUAUAAAAUCUAACUAUCUAUCUAUCUAUCUAUCUAUUUCAUCUGAUCAAAGCUAUUCAUUCUAUCUAUCAUCUAUCUAUCUAUCUAUCUAUCUAUUUCAGUCUUAUAAAAAAUCUAUCUCAUCUAUCUAUCUAUCUAUCUAUCUAUCUAUCCAUCCAUCUAUCUAUCUAUCUAUCACAGUCUGA
Acanthosepion pharaonis is the source of this 537-nucleotide messenger RNA. NCBI's taxonomy places the organism in Eukaryota, Metazoa, Mollusca, Cephalopoda, Sepiida, Sepiidae. The record is from the annotation of a GenBank genome assembly.